This is a messenger RNA of Vigna umbellata (rice bean), 2736 nucleotides long. Its product is annotated as pentatricopeptide repeat-containing protein At2g34370, mitochondrial-like. Gene Ontology annotation, biological process: RNA modification. NCBI's taxonomy places the organism in Eukaryota, Viridiplantae, Streptophyta, Magnoliopsida, Fabales, Fabaceae. Gene Ontology annotation, molecular function: RNA binding; zinc ion binding; protein binding. The record is from RefSeq and is a predicted model, not a curated record.
UCAAUAUUUUGGUCAGAGAUUUCCCGGUCGGGUCGAGGAAACUGGGUUGAUCCGGUUUGUCAUUACCCUAAUGGGCUUCUCCCUCGUCCUUACGAAGUAAGGAACACUGCUUCCACUCUGUCGAAGAACCCUUCUUCUCGUCACUCUCAGACUCUCCUUCUAUACCUCUUCAUCUCUGUUGCAACGUUGGUGUUCAGUUUGUUUUGCUGAUUAUGAUUUGGGACUCAGGGGUAGCUUGGAAGUGGCACAAUAUUCUUGAAUUGGUAAAAGGUUCUUAUCCUUUGAACCUUGGUGAUAGCUAAGAUUUUAAUCUGACUCUCCCAGAUUAUAUUAACUCCCAACUAAUGUCAACCAAGAGAGCCUCAUCAGUUACUGUUAGUUCUCUUUUGAAGUUGUGCAAACAAUGUUCUUUACAACACAUUGCAGACUGUAUCAAAGGCCUGAAUACAUUGAGGGUUAUGAGCACUGCUGUUGAAAGGACUGAUUUUCAGUUUUGUGGUGGUCAUCAAAAUGAUGAUUCUUUAGGUUACCAGCAAAGUCAUGUUGGGUUUUAUCAGGAAAGCCGGAAGAAGGCUGAUACUAAUGAGUUUUUGAAUAAGCAAAGACCUGAUUAUGUUGCCCAAGCAAAUUCAAGUCAAUCUUAUUGGAAUAAUCAUGCAAAUUUGGAGCAAAAUUCUUAUGCAGCUCGUCAGAUUGCAGAUGGAGGCCAUAUAAAUGUGCCCAUAAACAUUAAGAAUAAUUUGGUGGGACAUAAUGGAAAUGCCAACGGAUACUUUGGUCAAGACAAAAUGAAAAUGCAACAAAAAGUUGGGGUAGGAGUUGAUAAUGCACGGGCAUCUGGGAUGCAUCCAAAUGCAUUCGCUGAUAAUCAUGGUUGGACACAAGAUCCUGGACAAAGGAUGCAGUCUCUCAAUCCAUAUACUUCACCUAGGCUUUUAGAAUCACAGGGAAAUCCUAGAGGGGGCUUGAACCAAAACAGUGAUUGUUUUCAGCAGCCAUCAACUGUUCAAUACAAAGAGGGUAAUGAGACGCCUCAACAGUACUCAGGUUCUGGACAGUUUCAGCAGAGUCUUAAAGAUGGUCAAUAUUCUCCAAACUUUAAUAUUUCACAGAGAUCAAUGGUUGUUGGUUCUCAUCUAUCGAACAAUGCAAAUCCUGGUGGUGAAUCAAAUGAGGCAUCUAAUGAUAGUCCAUAUAGAGGUACACUUGAGGAACUAGACAGUUUCUGCAAUGAGGGUAAAGUGAAGGAAGCUGUUGAAGUUUUGGAAUUACUGGAAAAACUACUUAUUCCUGUGGAUUUGCCUCGCUGUUUGGAAUUAAUGCGCCAAUGUGGGGAGACUAAAUCUCUUGAAGAGGCGAAAAUUGUACACAGACAUGCUUUACAACAUCUGUCACCUCUGCAAGUCAGCACUUAUAAUAGAAUAUAAGAGAUGUAUUUUGAAUGUGGUUCUGUAGAUAAUGCUCUCAACAUUUUCAACACUAUGCCUGAGCGCAAUUUGACUACCUGGGAUACUAUGAUAACACAGCUUGCAAAAAAUGGGUUUGCAGAAGAUUCAAUUGAUCUGUUUACUCAAUUUAAAAACCUGGGACUUAAACCUGAUGGGCAGAUGUUCAUUGCAGUUCUAUCUGCAUGUAGUGUGCUGGGAGAUAUUGAUGAGGGAAUGCUGCACUUUGAAUCCAUGAUCAGAGAUUAUGGCAUUAUACCAUCAAUGGCUCAUUUUGUCAGUGUAGUAGACAUGAUUGGCAGCAUUGGGCAUCUUGAUGAAGCCUUUGAAUUCAUUGAGAAAAUGACAAUGGAGCCAAGUGCUGAUAUAUGGGAGACUUUGAUGAAUCUGUGUAGAGUUCAUGGGAACUCUGGGCUGGGGGAUCGCUGUGCUGAGCUACUUGAGCAGCUAGAUUCAUCUCGAUUAAGUGAACAAUCAAAGGCUGGCCUUGUACCUGUUAAAGCCUCAGACUUGUCAAAAGAGAAAGAAAAAAAGUUAGCAAGCAAAAAUCUUCUUGAAGUAAGGAGUCGUGUUCAUGAAUAUCGAGCAGGAGAUACAUCUCAUCCUGAAAAUGAUAAGAUAUAUGCUUUGUUGAGAGGUCUAAGGUCACAAAUGAAAGAAGCUGGCUAUAUUGCGGAAACAAAAUUUGUGUUGCAUGACAUAGACCAGGAAGGCAAAGAAGAAGCUCUUCUUGCCCACAGUGAGAGACUUGCUGUUGCUUAUGGUCUCCUUAGCAGCUCCGCUCGCUCUCCCAUCAGAGUUAUUAAGAACCUCCGUGUUUGUGGUGAUUGCCACACAGCACUAAAGAUUAUCUCUAAGCUUGUAGGUAGAGAACUCAUUAUUCGAGAUGCAAAAAGGUUCCACCAUUUUAAAGACGGGCUAUGCUCCUGCCGUGAUUAUUGGUGAACAUGAACUUAGGUGUAUCUUGGCUACCAAAUGGAUUCAAUAGCAUGGGCGUUGCUAAACCCCUCUUGACCGGUCAUAAAGAUAUUGUUCAAAUCCACGAAGAGAUUGGAAUUUUGUUUAACCAGGCUCUUCCAUACUAAUAAAUCAAGCAGUGGGACAUGUAUUCAGGAUGCGGAGGCAUUAUUCUUUCUGGGUAGUCUUAUGCUAUAUAAAUUAUUAUUGCUCUUGAGGCAAGGAAAAGUUUAUGUAUUUGAUAGGAAACAUUGAUGUUCAACAGUAUACUUUCAGACAACUUUAUUGACUGUCAAUAUCUCAAAAUUCAAAUCAUCGGAGUCAUUAUUCUAAA